UUUGAUAUUGGUAGCAUUCAGUUUACUGGGUAUUUUCUAUGGUGCCCAGGGUCAGACUCUUAGUCAGACUGUUUCGACUGCUGUUAACACGUCUAUGAAGAAGAUUGACACAUCAAUGGUAACCGUCAACACCACUAUUGCAGACGCAGAGAAGACCGCUCUCACAGCAGUGACCGCGUUUGCAACGGCAGUUAAUCAGACGAUCGUUCCUCUGCUUACCAAGUAUAGCGCUUACGGAGUGGACAUAUCCUUGGUAGCAGAGACCGUCACCGGGAUUUCUGAUCAGCUAGCCGAUGCUAAACAGAUACUGCAGACCGUCAGUGUUGAUCGAUCAGCAAUCACCCAAGUUCUAGCUCACGUUGCAGCCAUCAACCAAACGUUAAACGCUGCCGCUGAUAAUAUGACUACACUGUCGCUGACGGGAGGCAAAAAUAGUGCUACCUGCCUGACGAAAUAUGGAAAGAUGCUUUCCGCAGCACCGGUUUCGGUAGACAGGAUUAACACGUGUAUCACUUCCGAGAUAACUCCGAUAAAAUCGUUAGCGACCAACGUGACUACGAUAUUUUCGUUGGCCCAAACGAUCGCUACCCAAAUGCUCAGUAUGAUCAAUAUCUGUUUACCGACACCGAACCGCCAGUGUAUAGAACAGUUUUACGGCUUAUUCGGUGAUAUUGGUUACAACGCAAUCAACAUACUGGAUUUAUUCCAAGGAUUUUCUGCUCUAUUCAACACAAUUACGUUCCGAUUGGGACGUUGUUCCGCACUGGUUAGUGCAGACGUCAGCGUAUUGUCAGCGACCUAUACCGAUAAUUUUGUGAAAUGUCUUACGACGGGUUCGUAGAUUUUAAUUAAGUUUCGAAUGUUAUAAAUAAAUCCAGCAACUGAUUAGUCGCGGUAUGUACUAUG
Molecule: messenger RNA, 906 nt
Organism: Sabethes cyaneus
Lineage: Eukaryota; Metazoa; Arthropoda; Insecta; Diptera; Culicidae
Exons: 2
Coding region: 95-841 (248 amino acids)
Source: RefSeq, a predicted model, not a curated record